AUGCAUCAGGAUCAUCAGUCCAACCCCUGUGGAGCUGAGACCCCCAGGAACCCCUCGCUGGACGCCCAGAGCAGCGCCGACCUGCCCGCCCUGGACGGUUUCCCCCUGAAGCACUCGAACACUCUGACCAACAGGCAACGAGGCAACGAGGUCUCAGCCCUGCCAGCCACGCUGGACACACUGUCCAUCCACCAACUUGCUGCCCAAGGGGAGCUCAUCCAGCUGAAGGAGCACCUUCGGAAAGGUGAGAACCUGGUGAACAAACCCGACGAGAGAGGCUUCACCCCCCUCAUCUGGGCCGCCGCCUUCGGGGAGAUCGAGACGGUCCGGCACCUGCUGGAGUGGGGGGCUGAUCCCCACGCCCUGGCCAAGGAGAGGGAGAGUGCCCUGUCCCUGGCCAGCAUGGGGGGAUACACGGACAUUGUCACCCUGCUGCUGGAGAGGAACGUGGACAUCAACAUCUACGACUGGAACGGUGGCACCCCCCUGCUCUACGCCGUGCGCGGGAACCACGUCAAGUGUGUGGAGGCCCUGCUGGCUCACGGCGCUGACCUGACGGAGGAGGCGGAUUCCGGCUACACCCCCAUGGAUCUGGCCGUGGCCCUGGGCCACAAGAAAGUCCAACAGGUCAUCGAGAACCACAUCCUGAAGCUGUUCCAGAACAAGGGGCUGGAGUGACACGGGGCUGGAGUGACACGGGGCUGCAGCCCCAGCUCUGCUCUGGGACCAGGAAACGGGCCAUGGCACGAUGCUGCAGGCAAAGGGCACACAGAGGAACCCAGGAAUCCCUGCCCUCCAUGGAUCCACAGCUCUCCCAGGGGUGGCACAGCCCCGGUGCUCACACCCAGGGACAUUCAUUCCUCGGGGCAGCUGCGUUUCUGCCCCAUCCCAGGCUCAGCUGCUCUGUGUAUUCCAGGAUCACAUUUUUGGAAUUAAACCCUAAAG
Messenger RNA from Manacus vitellinus (golden-collared manakin), 945 nucleotides. RefSeq names its product regulatory factor X associated ankyrin containing protein (gene RFXANK). Gene Ontology annotation, cellular component: nucleus. The transcript is spliced from 9 exons. The record is from RefSeq and is a predicted model, not a curated record. Lineage: Eukaryota; Metazoa; Chordata; Aves; Passeriformes; Pipridae. Gene Ontology annotation, biological process: regulation of transcription by RNA polymerase II. Gene Ontology annotation, molecular function: protein binding. Bases 1 to 678 code for a protein of 225 amino acids.